AUGAGGAGCGGCGCGGAGCGCAGGGGCAGCAGCGCUGCGGCGCCCCCGGGCUCGCCGCCCCCCGGCCGCGCGCGCCCCGCCGGCUCCGAUGCGCCCCCGGCCCUGCCGCCGCCCGCCGCCAGCCAGCCCCGGGCCCGGGACGCGGGCGAUGCCCGCGCGCAGCCGCGCCCCCUGUUCCCGUGGAGCAAGUGGAAGAAGAGGAUGUCCGUGUCGUCCAUCUCCGCGGCCGCCGCGCGGAGGCCGGUGUUUGACGACAAGGAGGAUGUGAACUUUGACCACUUCCAGAUUCUGCGGGCCAUUGGGAAGGGCAGCUUUGGCAAGGUGUGCAUCGUGCAGAAGCGGGACACAGAGAAGAUGUACGCCAUGAAGUAUGUGAGCAAGCAGCAGUGCAUCGAGCGCGGUGAGGUCCGCAACGUCUUCCGGGAGCUGGAGAUCCUGCAGGAGAUUGAGCACGUCUUCCUGGUGAACCUCUGGUACUCCUUCCAGGACGAGGAGGACAUGUUCAUGGUGGUGGACCUGCUUCUGGGUGGGGACCUGCGCUACCACCUGCAGCAGAACGUGCAGUUCUCUGAGGACACAGUCAGGCUGUACAUCUGCGAGAUGGCCCUGGCCCUGGACUACCUGCGCAGCCAGCAUAUCAUCCACAGAGACGUCAAGCCUGACAACAUUCUCCUAGAUGAGCAAGGACAUGCGCACCUGACUGACUUCAACAUUGCCACCAUCAUAAAGGAUGGAGAGAGGGCGACAGCAUUAGCUGGCACUAAGCCAUAUAUGGCUCCAGAGAUCUUCCACUCUUUUGUCAACGGUGGGACUGGCUACUCCUUCGAGGUGGAUUGGUGGUCGGUGGGGGUGAUGGCUUAUGAGCUGCUGCGAGGAUGGAGGCCCUACGACAUCCACUCGAGCAAUGCUGUGGAGUCCCUCGUGCAGCUGUUCAGCACUGUGAGUGUCCAGUAUGUCCCUACUUGGUCCAAGGAGAUGGUGGCCCUGCUGCGAAAGCUUCUCACCGUGAACCCCGAGCACCGGUUCUCCAGCCUCCAGGACAUGCAGACAGCCCCUUCACUGGCCCACGUGCUGUGGGACGAGCUGAGUGAGAAGAAGGUGGCGCCGGGCUUUGUGCCUAAUAAAGGCCGUCUGCACUGUGACCCCACCUUUGAACUGGAGGAGAUGAUCCUGGAGUCGAGACCCCUGCACAAGAAGAAAAAGCGGCUGGCCAAGAACAAGUCUAGGGACAGCAGCAGAGACAGCUCCCAGUCAGAGAAUGACUACCUUCAGGACUGUCUGGACGCCAUCCAGCAGGACUUCGUGAUUUUCAACAGAGAAAAGUUGAGGAGGAGCCAGGAACUCAUGACUGAGCCUCUCACAGCCCCCGAGACCGAGCCGGCAGCUGUGGUGGAGCCCGUGAUGGACAGUGAGGCGGAGCCCUCCUCCCUGCCAAUGUGUGGCUCCAUCUGCCCCUCAGCUGGGAACAGUUAGGUUGCCUAGGCUGUGCUGAGGGCAAUGCCCUCUUAGGCUGCUUUGGCGACUCAGGACAGCCAGGAGGAGGAGGAGGCAGUGGGCAAUGGCCUGACUGCCCAGCCUGCCAAUGAGGCUGUCCACGUAGUGAGGCUGGAAGGAGUCACGAACGCCUGUCAAGAGUGGUGGUUAGGUAAGGAGUGCCACUGGCAUCUGGACCCAUGACCCGCAACGUGGAGGUCAGGCAAGCCACCACCUUGGCUGGCCCCUGCCUGCUGGCUGGCAGGUUAUAGGCCACUGGGGACAGUGCAGUGGGGCAGGAGCCUUUGGCUUUGUGGACUCUUGUGGACUCAACUUGUACAUUGUCUUGUGGCCAGGCCAUGGGAUAUCCCUGAGCUCGCUGCCCAAGGCCAUGGAGGAGGCCUAGGCUUUUCUGGUUCUUAUAUGUCACUGGGGGCAGGGAUUGAGGGAGGGGCUGGGUGGGAUAGCAAAGAAUGUUUUCUAGAGAUGCACUGCUCCUGCAAUUUCUUCUGUUUCUGUACAAUUUUCACCUCUGAGAAUUAUAAUGUAAGAACUGC
Molecule: messenger RNA, 2030 nt
Organism: Jaculus jaculus (lesser Egyptian jerboa)
Lineage: Eukaryota; Metazoa; Chordata; Mammalia; Rodentia; Dipodidae
Gene: Stk32c
Product: serine/threonine kinase 32C
Exons: 12
Coding region: 1-1473 (490 amino acids)
Biological process (GO): protein phosphorylation; regulation of signal transduction; G protein-coupled receptor signaling pathway
Molecular function (GO): ATP binding; G protein-coupled receptor kinase activity; G protein-coupled receptor binding
Source: RefSeq, a predicted model, not a curated record